GAGAAGACGGCCUGCACAGGACCAACUGCUUGACAACGGCACAGCAAGCGCCUCCAUCCGACCACGACCAUUGGGGGACAUAAACUGCAGCCCGUCACUAGUCGUUGGCCAUGCCGGCUGCAAGGGCGCGAAUGGGGUGGGGCGAUGCGACGGCGAUUGAUGCUUCAGGCGCAGCAAAACAUUUAUUUGCUCUUUACAUGCAAAGACUCUAGUGACAUCCUGCAGCAAUUCCUAUGGCUGGGCUGCUCAAGCAAGGCUCGCCGAGCCUCGCUUCCCGCCAGCACAGGGCGCAGCACAGCCCUCUGUCCAUGCAGCGGCCCCCGCCUACACUGCGGCGUGCACCGCGAGCGGAAUCGGCACACAGCACCGAUUGCUGCCACUCUGACCUCAGCCAAAGAGCUCGUGAUCUCACCAGCAUCACAACCAACACCGCCUCUGCCUGUGCGGCUGAGGUGGCCCUUGCCGCCAACCGCCGCUUGCUACUGCUGGCGCUGGUCUCCAGUGGGGUAACAGUAACGCCCCCCGUCUGCCCCACGCGGGCCGCGGCGCAACCGGCUCUGCCAAGCGCACCGCAAACCAGCGGCCCCAACUCCAACUUCCAGCCCAGCAUCGCCCCCAGCCCUAGCUCCAGCUCCGGCUGGAGCCCUGGUGACGGCAUGAGCCUGCAGGCGGCCAGGCAGGCCACCGCCGCAGCCCUGCGCGCCCUUGAGGCCGCCUACCGGGCUCUGGUGGAGGAGCAGAGCUGCAUCGCGGUGGAGGGCCCCGGGCCCGACUGCCUGCCGGGUGCAGGCAGCGGCGGGCCGGGGGAGGCCAAUGGAGGAGGCGGUCGCGGCGCUGUCGGGCAGGGGGCGCUGAGGCUCGUGGAGUCGCUUGUGGCGGCGAGCAAGACGCUGCAGGUAUCUCUGCCGGUGGUGGGAGCCGACAUCGCCUACGCCGGCGCCCCCGCAAAGCGGCGCCGCGGCGUGCUGGGGCUGCUGGAUGCGGCGGAGCGGGCGGCGCGAGCCGGCGGCGGCCUGGCAGUGGACACGGCCGACCUGGAGUUCCUAGAACUGGUGGAGGAGGCCACGACGUCAGCGAUGCUGCAGCUGAGGCUGCUACAGCGCGCGGCGGAGGGGGUAGCGGCGGCGGGUGGAGGGGGAGGUGGAGGGGAAGCAGGGGCAUGGGUGGCGGCUGCGCCGCGGCUAACGGAGCUGACGUAUGCGAGCCUGCGCAAGGCCAGGGCGGUGCUGGUGCUGGAGGCUCGGUAGGGGGUGGAUGGACCCGAUGUGUGUGAUCUGGCGGCAGAGCUGGUGUUUGGUGUAGGGCUGGGAAGGCAGGUCACGAGCAGCGAGCGCAAUGUGCCAUGGCAGGAGUAGUGUGUGCGUGAUGGUGUGCAUCGCAAUCGGGCUCGGGGCACUCAGGUUAAGGC
Chlamydomonas reinhardtii is the source of this 1408-nucleotide messenger RNA. RefSeq lists its product as uncharacterized. The coding region runs from base 234 to 1247 and encodes 337 amino acids. The record is from RefSeq and is a predicted model, not a curated record. The transcript is spliced from 3 exons. Lineage: Eukaryota; Viridiplantae; Chlorophyta; Chlorophyceae; Chlamydomonadales; Chlamydomonadaceae.